Messenger RNA from Chelmon rostratus (copperband butterflyfish), 2724 nucleotides. RefSeq names its product F-box and WD repeat domain containing 10 (gene fbxw10). The transcript has 12 exons. Gene Ontology annotation, molecular function: protein binding. The record is from RefSeq and is a predicted model, not a curated record. NCBI's taxonomy places the organism in Eukaryota, Metazoa, Chordata, Actinopteri, Chaetodontiformes, Chaetodontidae. Bases 1 to 2724 code for a protein of 907 amino acids.
AUGAAGUCCGGCAGAAGCGUGUCGGCGUGCGAGCUGAACCGGCGAACGGCGGAGGGGUGCGUCAACAUGUGCGGGAUGUGUCCAUCUUGCGCCUUCGCCCCAGAACCACCGGGUUCCGCUCGGUGUUCGUGGAGGCUGUCGGAUGAUUUCAAGAGGAGAUUCGUAGUGGAGCUGGUUUUACGGUGCAGGAACACCCAAAUGCUCGAAAGCAUCCAGAGUGUGCUGAGUGUAACUUCAUGGCCUUUAUUCACUUACGCCAGAUCCAGGAGCCGCGCUUCUCCACAGGACCACCCCCGCAGGGGCUCAGACCCGGUGCUGGGUGGGAAGCCGCUUGGCUUCGACAUGAAUGAGAUCUGGGCCUGGUUCAACAGCAGCCCCGACUGGAUAAAAUCACGCUAUCUCUGCCGUCUUUUCUCACUUUGUGACUCGGAACUAUUACGCGUGGUCGCUAAUUUAACCAGCGUCCUCCUGGUCCGACAAAAACGAGGGUUUCUGCAAUCUCAUGUGAUUAGCCGCAAUACCAAUCAACAUGACCAGGACAGUGAUGAUGAGUCAGAGGACCCUGCUCUCAUGGUGGUGCCAGGAUCCUCAAAGUCUGUGUCUGGAAUCAGCCGAUACAAAGACUUCAUAGGCUGCCUACCUGUUGACCUGUCAAAGAGGAUAUUAGGUCUGCUAGAUGAGCACACCCUGAGGGGCUGCCUGAAGGUUUGUAGACACUGGCAGCACCUUGCACAGGAAACCAUGGAGGAAAUCAAGUUUAGAAGAAUUUUUCAGGAUCAAAUCAAGGCAAUGAUGAAGACGUGCAAAGGUGUUAAAAUGGUCAGUCCUACUUACGCCAACAUCGUUGAAGUCCCCGUCCCUGUCCAGGAUGAUGAGAAAGUGGAUAUUCAAGCUAGUGUUCAAAAGGUGGAGCCAUUUGAAGCUGCUUAUGCCAAAAUCCAAACCAAAACAGUGCGAAUGGAGGAGCGAAAUGUUUAUUGUGGUGCAUAUUUUACCACCAUGCUGCUGGACAAAGGGGAUCCUCGUCGGGUGGUGGACUACAGGGGUGGACCUCUCAUGGCCACGGGCUCCAAGGACCGUGCGGUGCAUCUGCUCUAUGUGGCGUCAGAAACAAAAGUCGUGGCAGUGAUGAAGGGCCAUGUUGGCAGCGUCCGGGCUGUGCUGCUCUGUGAGGACCGAGACCUGCUGAUAACUGCGAGCCGCGAUGCCAGUAUCAGGUGUUGGAAUUUGAAGACAGACAGGUGCGUGAUGAUGCUGUAUGGACAUACAAGCACUGUCAACUGCCUGGAUGUCCAUGCUGACAGACUUGUCUCAGGAUCUAAAGACUGUCUAGUAAAAGUUUGGAGUCUACAAACAGGGAAGCAUUUUGGGGAUUUAAAUUUCAAGCAUCCCAGUUCGGUCCAGUGUGUGAGGAUCAGCACUAGAACAGUGUACAGCAGCUGCAAUCGGGGCCUUGUCAAAAUAUGGGACACUGAGAAGGCGUCGCUGCUCAGGGUGAUUGAUGCCCACAGGGGCGCAGUGAAGUGCCUUUUCUUGGGCGAAUGGCACUUUUUAUCCGGGGACUGUAAUGGUCAGGUUAUGGCCUGGAGCAUCAACUGUGAUGCUAAACAGUGUCUGAUGACCUUCAACCACCCAAAGGAGGUAAGAUCUCUGACUCUCCUCUACCUCCGUGUCAUUACUGGCUGUGCGGAUGGAAAGAUUCGCAUAUUUAAUUUCCUCACCGGAGAUUGUCUGAGAGACAUCGCGGCAGAGGCUGAAACAGGCCGAAUACUGUCCCUGCACUUCCAUGACAACAGCAUAUUAGUGAACUCAGCAUCCAGUGUGAAGCUCUUCCAGUUUGCCAAAGUGUUCUGGGAUUACGAGGAGUCAUCAGAGGGAGGCCGGGGCGACGUUUCUGAGAAACCUGCAGCUUCACUCAGAAAGCUUCCUCUCACCUGUGUCGGGGCAGAUCACAUGGCUCAGGUGGCUUCAUCCAGCCAAAAGAUGCACGACUGUAACAGCAAGAAAUCAGAGAGAGCGCACCACACCUGGUUCCCGCCAGCUAAAUGUCCAGCACAAGCCGGAGAGCACUGUGCCAAACAGUCUCUGAUGCAGAGAGAGAAAGCAACGAGUGAACGCAUGAAGAGGAGGGGUCUUCAUCAUCCUCUGACCCGCGACUCGCUCCUCCUCAGGGUCAACGCAAUCCAGAGGGCGCAGUGCAGGGACGAAGUCAGCAUCAACAUGGAGUGCAACGCCAGGCUGCGAGACUCCUGGGGUCCUCACACGUCUCAGGAUCCUCUGUACCCCGACCUGCAGGUCCUGAAACAGAGUCUGCAGAGCCAGAUGGAUCCUCCGCAGCCCAGCAGGGCCCAGACAUGUAUUCCAAUUUUAAAAAGGGCUGUCAGUCAAAAUAUGACAAACACAAUCCGGGGCAGGGCACAGCCUCAGAGUGCUGACACACACAGGGCAGUCAAGAGAGGGAGUCAGUUCACUACAAGUGCCACAGAGGGGCCACGGGCUCCUGAGUGCCUUCUCAGGGGAUCAACACCAAAUCCAGAAUGCUCCAUGAAAACUGGCACCAGCUUUCCCAGGGUCAGCCCUGUGGGUCCAUUCAGACAGCAGGGAGGAUUCAGGCUGCUCACAGUGACCCAGCUCGAAGACUGUGUCCGGGCCAAGAGAGAUCUCACGCAGGGCUGUGUGCAAAAACUGUCCAAGAGGGAUAAGAAGCAGGAGAAAACAUUGUGA